AUGAACUUCUCUCAAGUUCUUAAAAAUGGCUCGUUUGUUUGUUUUGCCUUACAAGAUCCACUAAAGAACGACCUAUUAGCAGUGCAAACUAUUCGUAACAACAUAAUGUCAUCCACUCUUCUAGCUACAACCACAAUCACUCUGAAUGUGAACCACGGAUGCUUGUUUUGUUCUAUUGAUUUGAGAGAAUUAUACUUCUUGUUUCUACUUUUUUCGUGGAUCCUUGGACCAAUACCCAUGUUCAUGUGUUGCAGCAUCAUCAUGUUGUCCGGCUAG
Helianthus annuus (common sunflower) is the source of this 276-nucleotide messenger RNA. RefSeq lists its product as uncharacterized. Bases 1 to 276 code for a protein of 91 amino acids. The transcript is spliced from 3 exons. The record is from RefSeq and is a predicted model, not a curated record. Lineage: Eukaryota; Viridiplantae; Streptophyta; Magnoliopsida; Asterales; Asteraceae.